GGGGUCAGGAGCCGUGGCCAGGGGUGCCAGACACCAGCCCGGCCGGCUCUCCGUCCCCCCUCACCAGGCAGGCAGGGCAGGCAGGAUGCGGCCAGCUGUACUCCAUCAUCACCCUGCUGCCUGUCCCCAGCCAGGCCAUCGCCGCGUCCUACUCCUGUCCCCAGCACAGCAGUCGAUAUCCCAGCGGGGUCGAGCCAAGCGCGCUGACGGCAUUGCCGAGCCGGGAGCAUCCGCUGCAUCCCUCACCCACGGGGUGCCGGUGGGGACCCCCCGGCCGCAGCACCCCCAUCCCGCAGCUCUGCCCUGCCGGUGGCAAGGUCACGGGGACAGGCGAGCAGUGAGGUUGCAGUGGCUCUGCCACCACCCCAGCGCCGGGGACACUUCUCCCAACACCCUGCCAGUGGCCGUGGACUUUGUGCUGAGUGUGGGAGCGGCGGUAGUGACGGUGACGCGUCUGCUGGUGCCGGCAGAACCCAAAAUCACCUGCAAGACCUGGCUUCACACAGCAGUACUCUAGUGGCUCUGCAGUGACUGGGAGGGACCAGGGACCUGCUGGUGGCCUGUGACAGGACAGGACUGGGCAGUGACAGCAGGGCUGCCAGGAGCCUUGGGGCCUCAUCAGCACCCAUCCUGACAGCGCUGGCACCCAGCGAGGAGCUGGUGGCACCGUCAUGUCCCAGACAGAAGGAGGCGAGGAGACCUUUGAAUACUGUGAUGUGGUCAUCAACAGCCAGGAGAAGGUUUCAGAUGUGUACACACAGCUGGAGAAGCUGGGAGAGGGAAAAUUUGGAACAGUGUAUCGGCUGCAGGAAAAAGCCACUGGCAAAAUCCGGGCUGGGAAAUACUUCCGGGCGCGGACGGCUAAAGAGAAGCAGGCAGCUCGGUCUGAGGUGGAGCUCAUGAACCUGCUGCAUCACCCGCGCCUCGUGCAAUGCCUCGCCGCCUUCCAGGGCCCUGCUGAGCUGGUGAUGGUGAUGGAGUACGUGGCAGGUGGGGAGCUCUUUGAGCGCAUUGUGGACGAUGACUUCGAGCACACGGAGCCCAGCAGUGCCCAGUACAUGCGGCAGAUCCUGGAGGGGCUGCAGUUCAUGCAUGGCCAGGCUGUCGUCCACCUUGACCUCAAACCCGAGAACAUAGUCUGUGUCAGCCCCGGUAGCCACUGGCUCAAGAUCAUUGACUUUGGCUUGGCGCGGAAGCUGGCUCCAGACACCCCUGUGAAGGUGUUGCAUGGCACCCCUGAGUUCAUGGCUCCAGAAGUAGUCUCCUUUGAGCCUGUGGGCUUCUCCACGGACAUGUGGAGUGUUGGCGUCAUCUGCUACAUCCUGCUGAGCGGGGAGUCCCCCUUUCAGGGGGACAACGACAUGGAGACGCUGAGCAACAUCACAGCUGCCCAGUGGGACUUUGAGGAGGAGACCUUCUCGGAGAUCUCCCAGCAAGCCAAGGACUUCAUCAGCCAACUGCUGCAGAAGGACUCCCGCCACCGACUCUCCAGCGAGGGGGCUCUGCUGCACCCCUGGCUGCAGCAGCCCCAGCCCAGCAGCACCAAGGCACUCUCAAAGGAGAGGAUCAAGCAGUUCCUGAGUCGUCGGAAGUGGCAGAAAACAGGCAAAGCUCUGCUGGCCCUCAACAGGUUGACCCUGCUGUCCCAGUGCCCAGAGAGGAAAGCAUCAGAGGCUCAGGAUGAAGAAGACCUGGGCUGCAGCCCGGAGGAGGGCCAAGCCUCCAGGUCUCUGCCCCACCGAGAUCCCAGCUUCUCGGAGCUGCUGACAGACCGAGAGGAGGAGGAAGGUGGGCACAUUGCGGCUCCAGGGGAGGCAGAGAGUGUCGUCAGUGUGGCUGUGCCACCCCAGCCCUGGACCACCUAGAGCAGCUGGUGAGAGAGGACCAGGGAGUAUGGGCAUGAAACCUCCUCCAGCAGCACAUGUGAUGACCCGGCUGGCCUGGGGUUGAUCCAGACCCUGGGGCUCCCCUCUCCUGUGGGGGAGCUCUGGGGUCCCACGGUGUCCCUGUGCUGGUGUGGGGACACCCAUGCCUGUCAUCCCAGCAGAGAACAGUGCUCCUGUCUGCAUGGCUGCCUGGGCUUGAGCUGUCACCAAUAAAGCACCAAGUAU
This is a messenger RNA of Phalacrocorax carbo (great cormorant), 2111 nucleotides long. The record is from RefSeq and is a predicted model, not a curated record. NCBI's taxonomy places the organism in Eukaryota, Metazoa, Chordata, Aves, Suliformes, Phalacrocoracidae.